CUUCUCCUCUCAGACUUGCUGCUCUUCCUCUUCCUCUUCCUCUUCCUCAUCUUGUCGUUGCCACAGAGAUGCCGGUGACUCUUCCCCGGUUUCCCAGCCUACCGCGGGGCGUCACCAUGCCGACGCUGCUGGGCUCUCUGCCCCGAGGAAUCAACCCUCCCAGUUUACCCCGAGGACUCACCAUGCCUAGCCUGCCCAGCCUGCCCAGCCUGCCCAGUCUGCCCAGCCUGCCCCGGUUUCCCAGCAUGCCGCGGGGCGUCACCGUGUCGUUGCCGAGGGCCAUCGCCAUGCCGACCGUCUCCCAGGCUCCUCGGCGGCUGCUGCAGGACUGCUGCUCAGUGUUUGACCACCAGACUGCUGGAGGUCUUUGCGGCUGCUGCUGGGCAUUGAGGCCUCGCUACAAGAGGCUGGUUGACAACAUUUUCCCAGAAGACCCCGAGGAUGGGCUGGUGAAAGCCAACAUGGAGAAGCUGACGUUCUUCGCUCUGUCGGCUCCGGAGAAACUCGACCGAAUUGCUGCUUAUCUGUCGGAGCGUCUGACCAGAGAUUUGAACCGCCACCGCUAUGGGUAUGUUUGCAUUGCCAUGGAGGCGUUGGAGCAGCUGCUGUUGGCUUGUCACUGCCAGAGUAUAAACCUGCUGGUGGAGAGUUUCCUCGGUACACUGCGACUGCUGCUGGAGGCCGACAAACCACACCUCCACAUCCUCGCAACCAACUCUUUUGUGAAGUUUGCGAACAUCGAGGAGGACACGCCGUCGUACCAUCGCAGCUAUGACUUCUUGGUGUCUCGCUUCAGUGAGAUGUGUCACUCCGAACACGAUGAUCCUGACACCCAGAACAAGAUCCGUGUGUCAGGAAUCCGUGGACUGCAGGGCGUUGUCAGGAAGACGGUGGAUAACGAGCUGCAGGUUAAUAUCUGGGAACCUCGUCACAUGGAGCAGAUUGUCCCCGCCCUGCUGGUCAACCUGGAGCAGCACUCCCCAAACGACAGCGGGUCUCCAGCAGAGCAGACGGAGGUUUGUUUCAGGGAACUGCUGGGCCGAGCUGCUUAUGGACACAUUAACAACGCUAUCAGACCGGUGCUCAUGCACCUCGACAGUCACAAUCUUUGGGAAGGAAGAGGAUUCGCUGUCCGCUGUUUUCAGAUCAUCAUGUACUCAAUUCAGUCGCAGCACUCUCACCUGGUCAUUCAGCAGCUUCUGGGUCACCUGGAUGCUAACAGCAGGAGUCCGGCUUCGGUCCGGGCCGGAAUUGUGGAGGUUCUGUCGGAGGCCGCCGUUAUAGAAGCUACCGGAUCUGUAGGUCCCACAGUGCUGGAAGUUUUCAACACGCUGCUACGACAGCUGCGGCAGAGCGUCGACUACCAGCUGACCGGUUACUAUGACAAUGCCGGGAAGCACAAAACCACCUCUAGCGAAGAGGAAACACUGCAGGACGCCGUCAUCAGAACCAUUGGAUCCUUCGCCAACACACUUCCUGUCUACCAGCGGUCCGAGGUCAUGCUCUUCAUCAUGGGGAAGAUCCCUGUCCCUGGUAUCUACCCUGCCCUUGGGUCGCCCAACGCCGGCUUCGAGGGCAGCAGAAUGAUCCAGGUGAUGCUGCUCAAGUCCCUCCUCCAGGUUUCGGAGCGCUAUGAAAGCAGCAACCUGCUAACGGCGCUCCCCUCGUCCUUCCUGGAGCCUCUGCUGUCCUUCACGCUGAUGGAGGAUCCGGAGAUCCGGCUGCUGGUUCUGUCCAUCCUCACAUCGCUCAUCGACCGGCGCCACAAUGUCGCCAGGCUCAGCGGCGCCACCGCCAGUACUGCGUUGGAUGUCUCGUCAUUGGAGCUGAAGGAGGACAGAAGCUCUCGACAGGACAUCCUGUUCAUGAGAAAGCACGCUCAGCGCCUCUACAGACACGUGUUCUUGGCGUGUAAGGAGGACAGCAGCUCUCGUAGCCACUACCAGCAGCUCUUCAUCCUAUUGGCUGUGCUGAGCGUGGAGCUGGCCAAUGAGGAGGUGAUGGUGGACCUGAUCCGGCUGGUUCUGGCUCUGCAGGAACUGGCCUCGUCCAAUCAGGAGCCUCUCACACCGUUGAACCGAUGUGGUGUUCAUGCCGUCUGCGCCGCCGCCCUCAGCGUGAUGUCACAGCUCGGACCACCGCCGCCGCUGCAGCAGCACGUCGCUCAGGUUAUAGAGAGUCGACGCAAAGAUGCUCCACACCUGCUGCCUGAAAACAUCCUCUGUGACUCACAAAGUCUGCCAGACGGCGAGCUGAAGGUGGACCAAGAGUUUCUGUUCGUCCAGUCAAAGAUCUGCGAGGCUCUGACGGCGAGCAGCUACAGUUCUCACUGUGAACGCUUCAACACGCCAUACACACCUCAGCUGACAGAUGAAGAUCGUCUGGCGAAGAGGAAGAGUGUCGGAGAUGUCGUCUCUCUGCAGAUGGAGAUGGACCCUCAGAGUCCUGAGACGCCUCAGAAGCCUCAGACGGAGCAGAUCACCUUUGAGACGCUGAAGAAUGCCAUCGAGGACCGAGGCUUUGUGGAGGAGGAGGAGAGGAGGAAGAGGCUGGAGGUGGUGGAGAUGUUUCAGACGGCGCCGUUCGAGGAGAUCGCCGCUCACUGUGGAUCCAGGGCGUCGCUGCUUCAGUCCAAACUGGAUCAGGUGUUCGAUCUGAUCAUCCGUCCUCCUCCGUCUCCGUCCGGACAGUCACCGCCUCGAUCGACGCCACUCUACGAGAUGAAGUUUCCCGACCUCUGUGUCUACUAGACGUCAGGAGAGCAAAGCUGAAGACUAAAAGGACCCAUAAAUGAUUUGGGUAGUGAUGAAACUGUGAAUAAAUGGUGCAGUUAGCAUUUGGAACUGUCAGCCAACACCAUGGAUAAACCGCUGAACUGUUAGCUAAAGGUGUGGAUAAAAAGUUGGUAAGGGCCAGCUUAAAGUAUAGCUGACAGUUUUAAUUAUUAGCUAAUAGUAGGGCUAAGAGUUGGAUGUGUUAAUAAUAUGAGUAAAUACAUAGCUGCAGGUGGUAGCUGAAAAUAUGGAUACACACUUGGAACAGUUGAGAUGUUAGCCAAUAUUCUGGAACAACAGCUGAAAGUAUAAACAAUUGAAAAUGGUUUGCUAAAAGAAUGGAAAGAAACUUUUUGCCAAAAGGAAACAAAUUUUCCCCUAAAUUUUAUCUUGCGCUUCAACAGUUAGCUAAUGUUAUGGCUAACACUUGUAAUUGUUAUCCAAAAGUACUUUUAACAGUUGAAACUAUUUGCAAAUAGCAUACCUUGCAGUUUAAAUUGCUAAUUAGCAGUAUGCCAAAAAUAAUAGUAUCAAACGUUAGCUAUAAGUUUAGCUUGCAUUUCAACAGUUAGCUAAUAUUGUUGCUGACACUUGUCAUCGUUAACUAAAGUUACUUUUAACAGUUAAAAUUCUUUGCUAACAGCUAAUUGUAUGGAUAAAUAGCUGCCUGUGUUAGCUAAAUGUGUGGAUAAACAUUUUGAACAUGUUUGCUCAAAGUCCGGCUAACAGUGGAAAAUGUUUGCUUAAAAUAAUAUUAUAAUAAUAUAUUGUUAGCUAUGCCACAGGUUAACACUUGAAAAUGUUAGCUAAUUGGAUGGCUAAACAAUUGGAAUGUUAACUGAUAUUAUGCAACAACUGAAAGAGUGAGCUGAACGUGUGCGAUGAUUGGAAAUGUUUUUCUAAAAUAAUGGAAAGAAGCUAUUUGCCAAAAGUAUGGUUAACAGUUUGAAACUGUCGUCACAUUUCAACAGUUAGCUAAUGUUCUGGCUAAUGCUUGUUAUUGUUAGCUAAAGGUACUUUUAACAGCUAAAAUGAUAUGCUAAUAGCACAGUUUAGAGUUGAAAUUGUUAUUGCUGUGAACAAGCUCUAACUGUGUGACUAAAUAGCUGCAAACAUUAGCUAAAAAUGUGAAUAAACAUUUGGUAUAUGUUAGCUCAAAGUCUGGCUAACUGUUGAAAUGUGACCUAAAAGCAUAAUGAACGACUUUGUGGUUAGCUGAUAGCCUGGCUAACGGCGGAAAAUAUUUGCUAAACAUAUGGCUGGCUAUGGAAAUUAUGAACUAAUUGUAUGGCUAAAUAAUUUAAAUGUUAGUUAAUAUCAUAGAACAACACUUGUAAUUGUUAGCUAAAGGUACAGUUAAACUUAUAUGCUAAAAGCUAAUUGCAUGACUAAAUAGCUGCAGAUGUUAGCUAAAAGUGUGGACACAUUUGGAACACGUUAGCUGACAGUGUGGCUAACAGUUGAAAAUGUUUGCUAAAAGUAUGGCUGGCUGUAGAAAUUGUUAGCUAAUACCAAAUAUGAACACUUGCAACUAUUAGCUAAACGUACUGUUAACAGUGAAAAUUAUUCACUAAUAGCAUAGCUUACAGUUGACAUUGUUAGCUAUUAGAGUGGCUAUCAAUAGAGAUUUUUAGUUAGUACCAUAUCGUGCGGUUGACAUUGUUAGCUAGUAGCAUGGCUAUCAGUUAACAUUGUUAGCUAAUAGCAUGGCUAUCAGUUGGCAUUAUCCACUACUAGCAUGGCUAUCAGUUGACAUUGUUAGCUAAUAGCAUAGCUUACUGUUGACAUUGUUAGCUAGUAGCAUAGCUUACCGUUGACAUUAUUAACUAGUAGCAUAGCUUACAAUUGACAUUGUUUACUAGCAGCUUAGCUUACAGUUGACAUUGUUAGCUAAUAGCAUAGCUUACAGGUGAAAUGUUGGCUAAUAGCUUAGCUUACAGGUGAAAUGUUAGCUAUCUGUAGCGUUCUCUGUUUGCAGGAGAUUAGGACGUAAGAGAGGAAAGGCAGCAAAGAAGGAGACCAGCACUUUGUGGUCACAUUUAGUAAAAAUUUAUGACAUAAAUCAUGUUUUUUUCCCCUCGUUUUAAGUGAAAAAAUGUUCUCCUAUGGCUGUUUUGUUCUGAUCAGACAGAUUUUAUUUUUUAGUUUAAAUAAGACAUUUAUUGUUCCUGAGCUGCCCUGAUGGGUAAAAUGCUCCUUAAGUGAAGUCCUGAAAUAAAUCUGUACACAAGUGAUAUUCAUUUUACAUAUACUGCACUUUUAAAUUAUUAAACUUCAUCUUUAAUCUCA
Acanthochromis polyacanthus (spiny chromis) is the source of this 5063-nucleotide messenger RNA. RefSeq names its product protein EFR3 homolog B-like. NCBI's taxonomy places the organism in Eukaryota, Metazoa, Chordata, Actinopteri, Pomacentridae. Gene Ontology annotation, cellular component: plasma membrane. Gene Ontology annotation, biological process: protein localization to plasma membrane. Bases 69 to 2750 code for a protein of 893 amino acids. The record is from RefSeq and is a predicted model, not a curated record. The transcript has 21 exons.